AAGACUUGUCAAAUGUUUGGAGUUGAAGGCUAAAGUUAAAUCUUGAUUGUUUUCACCUAGGAGAGCAAAUACAUUUAUGGGUCACUCAUCAUCAGAGCAGAGGCUGUGUAGUGUGAGAUUUAUUUUGGUUGUGUUGGGUUUGUGUUUGGUUCUUUACAUUGUGAGACCACCAAGGCUGUGGCACAACUCUACUCUUUUGGCUUCAUGUCCUCCUUGUUCUUGUGAUUGCUCUCGGGAUUCUAUCCUCUCUCUGCCUUUAGAUGUCAUCAACAAUUCAUUGGAAGACUGUGGUAAAGAUGAUCGUGAUAUGAAUGACGAGAUGAAGAAGGACAUUAUUAGUCUAUUGUCAGGGGAAAUUAACUUGCACAAAAAUGUCACUGAUGACAAUCUGGAACACACCAAUGCUCUAAUUAUGAGUGCCAAGAGAGCAUCUUCACAUUACCAAAAAGAGACGGAGAAAUGCAACAUGGGGAUGGAAGCAUGCGAGGGUGCUCGGGAAAUGGCGGAAGCUGCAUUGAUUCAAGAGCGCAAGCUCUCGGCAUUGUGGGAGAUAAGAGCCAUUGAGCUGGGAUGGAAAGACAAGUGAAGACAGACUUUAUUCAAGGAAAUUAACCAUUCAAACAUUUUUGGCAUAUGCGUGGAUAUGCACCCUAUUGACUAAAUUACCCCUCAUGUGAAUACGGUUGCUGUUUUUGCCAAUUAGGUUUCAUUCUUUGUACUUGAGAUUGUAUUUCCGGUUAAUUGGUCUUCAUUCUUUGUUUUGUGGUGUCA
Nicotiana tabacum (common tobacco) is the source of this 771-nucleotide messenger RNA. RefSeq lists its product as uncharacterized. The record is from RefSeq and is a predicted model, not a curated record. Lineage: Eukaryota; Viridiplantae; Streptophyta; Magnoliopsida; Solanales; Solanaceae.